Molecule: messenger RNA, 3100 nt
Organism: Sodiomyces alkalinus F11
Lineage: Eukaryota; Fungi; Ascomycota; Sordariomycetes; Glomerellales; Plectosphaerellaceae
Product: GTPase-activating protein GYP7
Exons: 4
Coding region: 171-2693 (840 amino acids)
Biological process (GO): activation of GTPase activity
Molecular function (GO): GTPase activator activity
Source: RefSeq, a predicted model, not a curated record
UGUAACUCGACAUCAUCUUCCCGCCUCUCGUGACUGUCACAUUUAUCACUAAACUUCCUCCCUUCCAUGCUUCUUCAUCCUGUCGCCGUCCCGGACACGUUUUCAUACCUUACCCAAAACCAACACCGCUUCCGUCCACCGGCUGGCUCUGUUGCCAGCUUCAACGAGCAAUGACCUCACCCCCGCUGCCCGCCCAGCAGCCACAGCAGCGAUCUGCUUCCCCCAACGGGAGCUUCUACGCGUUGAGCGAUGACGAUGAGGGCGAGUACAACACUGUCACCCACGCCGAGACGGGACGUGGAGUGAAGCUCUUGUUUUCGAAAAGCAAGGUCUACCUCCAUCCAACGCCCUCCGCCAAGGACAAUAUCCCCGGCUACGUAGCUCUACUACAGCAGAAAGGCCCUCGAGAUGAAAGGCCAGUGUCACCCUUCUCACAGGCCGGGGAAUCCGCGUCCCCCCGGUCGUCCGACCUUCUCCUGGCAUGGGUCCCCGAGUCCUCCCUAGGAGCUGCCGAGAGCAUUUACGUCAAAGUCGACCUUAGCGAUGCCGACUCUCCCCCGAAACAAUCCUACCUCGUGCCUCCUCCCCCGACCGUCACAACCCACCCCGGCUCGCUGGGCCAUUACGCCUUUGCCAUUCCCGUCAGCGCCAUAUACUCUCUCCUCGUCCGCCCCCCGAGCCUGGGCUGGUGGUACGGCUCUCUGAUCCUCAAUACGAGGGCCGGCGACAGCUUUCCCGCCUUGUUUUUCCACGACAACGAAUGCCAGAGCACCAUCCUCAAGCGGAAAAAGAGGGCCCGUGAUACCUUCGACCCUUUCGGCGAGAAAGGAGAGAUGUUCUGGGGUGGCGACGAGGUCCUGCGCUGGCUGCGUCGCUAUGUUUCCAUAGAACGCUCCGAGGCCGAGCCGAAUAUUUAUCUCAUCGAGCCGUCUCGUGAGGACAGUGUUGCCUUUGGUGGUAAGCCCACCGCCUCUCGCCGCGCCGACCUUAGCAGCAGCAGCAACGCCAACAGUAGUCGCCGUCGUGGUGACAGCGCCGCCAGUCCGGGCACCAAAGAUGCGCAGAUGGAUCCUUUCGUCAAAUUCGUCAAGGAGACCGGCUGGAACAUCAUGGAAAAAUUCAGCAAGGUCACCACCCUCACGCGCCGCGCCGCCCAGGACGCCCUCCAGAACCCCAACCUCCCGCCGCAGGUGAGGCGGCUCCUGCGCAACCCGGAGGUGCAGACCAUCCAGGAGGAGUUCGACAGCGCCAGGAUCUAUCUCGCCCGCUGGGCCAUGGGCAUCGCCGAGCAGGGCGAACGCGAUCGUCGCCAGAGGAUAUGGACCGCUAAGGACGUCCUCGAACUCGAAGACACCGACGUCGGCGAGUUCGAACUCCUCGACGGAAGCAGCACCAUGUCGCUCGAGGACAGGAGGCGUCCCGUCACCCUCAAGGAGUGGAACGGAUUCUUCGACGAGACCACGGGCAGGCUUUCCGUCACCGUCGACGAAGUCAAGGCGAGGAUUUUCCACGGGGGGCUGGACCCCAACGACGGCGUGCGGAAGGAGGCCUGGCUCUUCCUUCUCGGCGUCUAUGACUGGUACAGCACUGCCGACGAGAGGAAAGCCCAGAUCUCCUCUCUCCGGGAUGCCUUUGUUAAGCUCAAGGCCGCCUGGUGGGAGAGGCUCGUCGAUCACGGCGGCGAAGGUGAGGUUGGAGAAUGGUGGAGAGAGCAGCGAGGGCGCAUUGAAAAGGACGUACAUCGAACGGACCGCAACGUGCCCAUCUUCGCCGGCGAGGACGCACCCCAUCCCGACCCGGACUCCCCCUUCUCCGAAGUCGGCACCAACGUCCACCUCGAGCAGAUGAAGGACAUGCUCCUCACCUAUAACGAGUACAACAAGGACCUCGGCUACGUCCAAGGCAUGUCGGACCUCCUCGCGCCCGUUUACGCAGUCAUGCAGGACGAUGCCGUUGCCUUUUGGGCCUUCCAGCGCUUCAUGGACCGGAUGGAGCGCAACUUCCUGCGGGACCAGUCUGGCAUGCGCUCGCAGCUCCUCACUCUUGACCAGCUCGUCCAGUUUAUGGAUCCCAAGCUCUAUAGACACCUGCAGUCCGCCGACAGCACCAACUUUUUCUUCUUCUUCCGCAUGCUCUUGGUGUGGUUCAAACGCGAGUUCGCCUGGAUGGACAUUCUCCAUCUGUGGGAGGUUCUCUGGACCGACUACCUGACCAGUAACUUCCACCUCUUCGUCGCCCUCGCCAUUUUGGAGAAGCACCGCGACGUGAUCAUGGAUCAUCUCCAGCAUUUUGACGAAGUGCUCAAGUACGUAAAUGAGCUAUCCAAUACAAUCGACCUCGACUCCACUCUGAUCCGCGCCGAGGCCCUGUUCCGCCGGUUCCAGCGCCUGGUUGAAGCCAUCGACAAGAAGGGCAAUUUUCCACCACCUAAACCUCUCAAGAGCCCCGAGCCGGCCAAGGUCCGUUCCGGCUCGUCCUCGCCUGGUCCUGCAACCCCAAACCACAUCCGUGAUGCCUCAACGUCAUCUCCGCCGCAGAGGCCCGGGGCGAACAAGGGCAAAGGCCCAGCUCCAAGGGAAGAGGAGGAGCCGCAGAAAAUCAUCACGCCCGAGCUGAGACAACUGCUGAGCCGUAAAGUCGAGGUUCUGCCCCGAAAGGUCGUCGCAGACAAAGGGGACGGAACGCCGCACUAAGCGGAGGUCUUGAAAAGAAAAGGCCGCACACCCCGGUGGCAUGAGGGAAAUCUUGGAUUUUCAGAGUCUAGCGAAACUCUUUGUGAAGAUAAGGGCGUUGGAGGAGGAUCUCACGGGAGUAAAACGGAUCGCAGAGCAGGUUUGGCGUACCGGAUUGCUUUUCCUCCUUAACUGCGGACAUUGUCUAAUUUUUCGCGUGUUUGUCCAAGUCAUUUACAUCAGGUAAAGCCAAGUAGUCUUCUUCUAUGACGGCCCUCGCUCGCCCUCGUGCUGGUCGCCAAGGGCGUUGCCCUAUCGCCUUGUAGAUACUCCGUACACGCUGUCCAACCACUUAAGCAAACAAGUGGGAGAGAAAGCUCAAAUAGUUGACUACCAAAGAGAUGCCACAUCUCCUCAUCUAGCUAGCC